UUAAGCUUCUUGAUUGGGGGAAAGAGGGCCAUCGUUCUGAAGCGGAAAUAGCUUCUCUGAGGGCAGCUUUUACACAAGAAGUUGUUGUUUGGCAUAAGCUUGACCAUUCUAAUGUGACCAAGGAAUCCCAUUUUUUUUAUCCCCCAAAUUCUACUUUGCACCUUUAUGGAGGAGCUGCUUUUGAAAGAGUCAUACAUGAAUUUCGAUGUGCUGCCUAUUCCAUUGAAUGCCCUCCAGUGUCAAGGGAGAAGGUUGCGAAUAUAUUACUUGCCCAUGCUAGCCGAGGCAGUGCAAGAGGAAUAACAGAAGCUGCAGCAGAAAUUGCUCGUUCUGCUGCUAGAUCAUGGCUUGCUCCUCUUCUUGAUACUGCUUGUGACAGACUUGGUUUUGUUUUAGGAAACUUAUUUGAUUUGGCUCUAGAAAGAAACCGCAGUAAUGACUCAGAGUAUGGGAGUAAAACAGCUAACAUGGACGGCUGUAUUGGUUUUCAUGCUGCAUUAAGGUGUGCAUACAGCCGCUUCAUAAAGGAUCUUUCAAAACAAUGCAAACAACUAAUUAGGCACCACCUUGAUUCAGUUACCAGUCCAUUUCUCCAACUAGAUGUUCUAUUAGUAUUUUUAGAUGUAUAGAUGUUAUAUAUGAAUUAGUUUGAAAGGAUUGAAAAUAGAAAUUGAAUUCUAUGAUACCCUUAGCUAGUUAUUGGUAAGCUGGUUCCUUGAAAUUAUUAGAAGCAGUUUAUAUUAUAUAUGAUGAAGAAAAGAAGGUUGCUGUCCACUUUAUAUAUGUUGCCUUAUCUACUUAUGUUGCUGUCCAACAUACAACAUGAAUUUUAUUUAUUUUAUUCUUUAGCGCUCAUUUACUCAUUUAUUUA
Molecule: messenger RNA, 871 nt
Organism: Arachis ipaensis
Lineage: Eukaryota; Viridiplantae; Streptophyta; Magnoliopsida; Fabales; Fabaceae
Product: dynamin-related protein 5A
Source: RefSeq, a predicted model, not a curated record